This is a messenger RNA of Neurospora tetrasperma FGSC 2508, 1625 nucleotides long. RefSeq lists its product as uncharacterized. NCBI's taxonomy places the organism in Eukaryota, Fungi, Ascomycota, Sordariomycetes, Sordariales, Sordariaceae. The coding region runs from base 1 to 1494 and encodes 497 amino acids. The transcript has a single exon. The record is from RefSeq and is a predicted model, not a curated record.
AUGUCGAAGCCAAAAUUACACUCCCUCCCACUGAGUCUCUUAGCACUUCUAGGGGUUGCCCUAGCCGGCGUCUCAGCUUCAGCUUCAGCAUCACCACCAGCCGCCGAGAAGCCAUCCUCACCCUCAUCAUCAGCACAAUCGGACGAAGUGGAACUCAUCUGCCACACCUCCGACCCAGCAGACUGCUACCCCAAGAUCUUCCAACCCACACACGAGUUCCAGAUCGUCCACCCAGACCAAGAUCUUCCCACGGGUCUUCACGUUCGUCUGAACAUCUACACCGGCCAAAAAGAAGCCAAGAUCAACGUCCCCGAUGAAGCUGUCGACCCGUCCCUUGAGGGUCUCCCAGUCGACAACUCCAUCGUGAUCGUCGACCCAGAAGAUUCCUCAGAACCAGAAAAACAGCAAAGUCAGGGGCAGCCCCUCAAACCGCCCAAAAAUGCGCCCGCCUACGACCCACACGGCAAGAUCAAGGAGCCCAAUAUGGAAACCGCCGAGGCCCAAGAUGAAAGCUCAGCCUUCUACAAGUCCCUAGCCAUCCUCAAGAAGGGCCUGGACAUCGAUCAAGCACUCGACAUGCUUGAGGAGAUUUCCCACGAUAUUUACUACGGGCUUAAGAUCGCUGAGGACUAUGAUACCGUCCGCGAGUUAUUCUGUCUGGCUAACUCGCCGUCCAUCAUCUCUUCUUCUUCAUCAUCUUCCUCCUCCUACUCCUCAUCCGGUUCCACCUCCUCUUCUUCACCAGAGACACCAGAAGCAGGAGGACCCUCAGAAAACGACCUCACCCGGUCCCGCCUAGCAGCUUCCAUCAUUUCAUCUACUGUGCAAAACAACCCCAAAGCUCUGGCGGAAAUCACCAAGCACUGGCCCACGCUUCAACAAGACCACUGCACCAAGUCCAAAUCCAAGGACGCCUCUGGCUCGGAACCCCUCCGAACCUCCGCCUUCCGUCUUCUGCCAUCUCUCCCCUCGUCUGGCUCCCCGUCCGACUCCGGACCCAUUCCCUCAAUCCCUCCCUCCCUAACCAAAGCCCGCAUAUCCGCCAUCUCCGGCCUUUUGAAAUCCCCCUUGAUUCGACAAUCUUUUCUCGCUGCUGGCGGCAUGGACCACCUCCUCCAGGUCCUUCUUUCCGACGCAUCCCAGUCUCAGGGUCAGGGCGCCGCCGAGGAAUGGGAAAAACUCCGUCGCCAAGCCGGCCACUUGAUCCUCGAUAACUUUUUGGACGCAGACAUGGGAGCCGUUUUGGGCGAGUGGCCCGGUGCUACUGGGGACGUGCAGGCUAGCGAUAAGGAGUGUGCUAGCCGUGCUGCCAGCCGUGGUGAUGGGGAGAAGAAGGAGGGUCAGGCUGACUGUUGGGAUUGGCACGCCAAGCAGCUUGCGGAUAGGUACAAGAAGGAAGGAAAGGGAGGGGAGGGGCAUUGGAGCUGGGAGUUGUGGAAUAAGUUGAAGGAGCAGAGGAAGAAUGCUUCCAGUAACAAAAAGGAGGAGUUGUGAUGGGAGCCUGGUUGUGGUUUGCAUCAUGGCUGGAGUUGUGUUCUAGGCUCAUUAAAGGGCAUCAUGUAGAAAAAGAGUUCAUACCCGCAUGUUUUGGAGAUACGAUACCACGUCAAUCAACUUGAAGCGAC